Messenger RNA from Cyclocybe aegerita, 1416 nucleotides. Lineage: Eukaryota; Fungi; Basidiomycota; Agaricomycetes; Agaricales; Hemipholiotaceae. The record is from the annotation of a GenBank genome assembly.
AUGUCGGUUUCCCCCUGCGUCGCGAAACCUGCCAGCGGCGCCCUCAGCGAGUUCAUCGACCCACCGACGAAGGAGACUCUCGAAGACGCGCGCCGGACCCUGGCAAGCACGCGUACGUCGGUGGAAAGUCUUGCAACGAAGAUCGACCAAGCGGAGGCAGCUCUGGCGCAGCUCGUACGCGAGUCACGAUGUACCAUCGACGAGAUGCGCGCGGCGCGUGCAGAGCUCGAGUCGCGUGCUGAGCGAGCCCUCGCCUACCUCAGCCCACUCCGGCGACUCCCUCUGGAGCUACUACGGGAGAUAUUCCUUUGGGCGUUCGAAGAUCACCCGUGUGCUGCGUGGGUUCUCGCUGCGGUGUGCACUUCGUGGAGGAGGCUUGCGUUGAGGAUCCCGGUCAUUUGGUCCAAGAUACGCCUCCUCACGACGCAACACUCGUCAGCGGACACUAUACGACUAUGGCUUGAACGCUCGGGGGACAAUGUACCCCUCGACAUCGAGAUAUUCCUCCGUAUUGCCAAGCCGAAAGCUUCCAUCGAAUCGUCUUCUUCCAGACCACGGAGAACUCCCCCACCCCUUACACCAAUAGCCUCCGCUUGGAACGUGGUAUCCCACCCAGCACCACCGCACUAUAUUAUCGCGAAUCCACCCCCUUCCGCACCAGCAGGAAAUCUGACAAUCAUCAUGCCACCUUCACCAGCAGGUAACCAAGACAGCUGGGCCCCACACACCAGCAGCCACGACCGACCAGCCAAUGUCGUGUCAAGAGUGAGCAUGCACUGGGGGCAUAUUGCCUUCUUCUAUCUGGUCGAACAGAUGCAUCGCUGGGAACGAUUCGUUUUCCGUUUUGAUAAGCAGUUCACAUCUAUGGGAGCUUUGAAAUCCAUAAACGGUGAUGCACCUCUUUUGCGCGAGUUCGAGGUCUCGAGCGUAGAAGCAGCGUUCUUUGCAGAAUGGCCUUGGCUGCCCAAUGCAAGCGCCGAUUCGCCGGUCGUCCUGCCUAACCUGCGGACGCUGACCCUCCAACACACGCCAUUCAAGUGGUGUUCGCCGAUGCUCCGAAACCUCCACACACUCAAUCUCCGCGCGCUCCCAACCUCGCACCUGCCCCUGGACAGAAUUCUGCACAUUCUAUCCAACAAUAUCGAGCUUCAAUCCGUCGCCCUACAUUUCCAAGGUGUCCUCCCGGCCGUCCUGCCCCUGCAACCUCUCGCCCUCCCAGGCGUCACUUCCAUUUCGCUCGGGGGGCACUUCCUCCUUACGCACCUCCUCGACGCGCUCACCCUACCCGCUCUCGAGAGCCUGACGCUUGACAUCGAAGCGCGAGACCCACUUGAGGACGUGAUCUCCGCGUUACUGACGCGGUCGAACCGUCCACCCGUGCGGUCGCUCGCAAUCGCUUACGCAGCCUCGGGUUGA